This is a messenger RNA of Racocetra persica, 259 nucleotides long. NCBI's taxonomy places the organism in Eukaryota, Fungi, Glomeromycota, Glomeromycetes, Diversisporales, Gigasporaceae. The record is from the annotation of a GenBank genome assembly.
CAAAUCAUUUAAAGCUGAAUCAAUUAACAACUAUUAUGUUGCAUUAGCACACUACUUACGUGAAAAUUCUUCUAUUCCGGGUAAUAUCGAUGGUUUAAAUCCUAAAGUCCUCAAGCCAUUUAAGAUUCCUACGAAUGAUUCUGAAAAAAUCAAAUUAUAUAAGUAUCGCCCAAGAAUGCCGUUGAAGAAAGCUACAAAUAACAUUAUACUUCAACUUCCCGAAAUUGGCAAACCGCUUAACAUUGAAUAUUUCACUUAA